UAGUGGCCGUAGUCGUCGGGCGUCGGGUCCGAGGUCUGAGUGUCGUUCUCCGCGAUUUCUCAACAAAAGAUCCCGCCGUUCGUCUAUCAGCCGCGUUUUUAUCGACUUGCACCGCGUUCGACUAACAAGUCGAGGUUGUUUUCGGCAGACCUGUUUUAACAAAUCGCCAAGACGAAGCUCAAAAUGCCACUGGGCAAUCACGCUGCCCUUACACCCCUGGAGGAUAUGUCAGCUGGUCGGGGGCAGGCAGGUGGGGGGCCUCCACCGAAUUGUCAAAAAGUUUUUAUACAACGUGACUACAGCGAAGGCACUAUGGUUAAGUUUCAAACACAAUUUCCCACGGAACUCGAAAGCAGACUGGACAGACAGUCGUUCGAGUUCACGAUCAAGCAGUUGAACAACUACUUCGCCGAAGCAGAACGAGCUACUUGUUCCACGUAUUGCGAAGGCUGCCUGGCUUGUCUCACUGGUUAUCUAAUUUACAUAUGUACAGAGACUCAUUACGAGAAGUGUUUAAGAAAAGUGGCAAAGUUCGUUAGUGAACAAAAUGACAGAGUCUACAAGCCGCGCGGGCUUUUACUAACGGAUCCGACAAUGCGCGGCCUUAGGCUAAUAGAAAUUUCGGUACUGGACAGACCUGCGUCGUGACUGCAAAUUAGCCGAUCCAGGGAAUUCUUCAUGUGACUACGCGCACUUUUGCUACAUUUUUGGGAUUGCUGAACCCACGUGAGAGCCGAUGAGUGUCUCUGGACGUAACAUUUCGUUCAGGUUCCGAUCCUAUCUUAUCGUUUUUUGUUUGUGCAACGUGAAUGGUUCGGUAAACAUACACGCGACUAUACUUUUGCCAAACACCCUUCGUCGACUUCGAUCGCGCGAGCAACACUCGCCUCGACUCUCUCGUGUUCCGGCGCUAACUUUGUUUCGCCAUCUUGGAGCACACGCAAUGUUCGAAGUACACAGGGUUUGCCAGCGAAAACGAGAAUUACGUAGUUAAUUUUUCUUUGCAUGUACGUUCAUCGAUCAACGAAAACGAUUGUAUCCAGUGUUCAAAUUGAGAUUGAUCGAAACGCGAACGUGCAUUGUAUAAUUUCAAUUUUAUAUGCGUACAACAAUGUACCAGUGUAAGCGACCGAUGCAAACAAGCCAGAUGCGUAUACUCGUUUUGCCUAACGAACGCGUACGAUUAGAAACGCACGAGUCUCGUAUUCGCAUCAGGUUUGUUUGCGCGUCGAUUAAUAUUUAAGCAGUUUUUUUACCGUUCUCUCGAACAUUUUAUUCGUUAUUCGCAUUUAUAUAACGAAAGCGACGGUGCGCGAAUCACAUCCGAAUUUGAUUCCCGGUUCGCAGGCUCGGAGCCGAGUCUCGGAACUGAUUCAACGAACAACGUCAAGUACUGAAAAACGUUUAUUCGCCUCGCUGCAAGUUUCGAAAACGCUUCAUUGAACUUCGUUCCAGCUUCUCUUCCGCGUUGGUAUCUUCCGCGAUGCUUCUGUUCCGUGAAUUAUAUUACUCUCGUCAUACCUGUGAAACACACCUACGCGCGACACCAGCCCAGGGAUACGUUCGCCGUGGAUGGAACGCUUCUUCGGAACAAAUCAUUCUGAUUCGAUCGAAAUUGACGGCACAAGUAUUUGCGCUAAGGAUUCUCCGUUGGAUUGGCUAACGAAAAAAGGAAAAACAACAACAGGAAAAGAACGUUGAAACCCGAUAUGGAAAUAGGUGAUCGACUAAUUAGAUUAUAAUUGUAUCGAAUCGAUGCGACGGUGCGAGCAUCGUGAUCAAGGACGGAGAAGUCCGAUUCACCGAUCCAAUGGUGCCGGUUGCAUGUACGUACAUAACUGUACCGUGUGUCGUAUGCGUGAUACGUAAUAUAUUAUAUGUAAAUCGUUUUGUUUUUUUAUAUUUUUCUACGAAGUACGCGCGAGGCCCGGGAUUUAUAUUUUCUCGCCUGCUCACCUUUCUCUUGACGGAUCCUUCCCUCUGGUUUGAUGCGUUUAACGGGACUCGGUGAAUGAUCUCAAACGAAAAGCCACGAAACAUUUUAUCGUUGUUGUAACCACGACUGACGAGAGUGAGAGACGUUUCGACGGCUGUUUCAGUGUCCAGAUAUACUUACCGCAACGACGAAAGCGAACAUUCAGUUUCUUUUUUAUUCGUAUACAGGAUACGCUCGGCCUCGUCCUUGGUCACGACGAUUAUAAAUGGAGCCUGCUCUAUGUAAUUGUGCGACAAGGUGAAUGAAUCUUGCGAAAUAGCCGCGCCACUGCCUCGACACUUUUAUUUUUCGUUGUUUCGUUCCCGUACGAAUGAUAUUUAAACGAGGAGCUCUCUCGUUGCACGUAGAAGGUACAAUUCUUCGUCCGAUGAAACAAAUUUUGUCGAACAGUGCCGUAGUAUUAAGCGUGGUCAGGCUCUACUUUAUUCUGUUCUCUCUCUGUGCGACCGAACGUUGCGCAACGUGUAAAUAGCGAAUUACAACCGUCGACACACGGAGUAUCGGGAGAAAUGAAAAUGUUGAAGAGGAAGAAGAAAACGACAACCAAGUUCGUUAUACUUAAUUUAAUCGUAGGACCAAAACGUUUGACGAUUCGUUACUGUGUAAAGGACACCAUCGUUCGAGUGUAAUUUCUAAAUGUUUUAAUAAUAAAAUGCUGCGUAAAAUUGACGAA
Molecule: messenger RNA, 2669 nt
Organism: Ceratina calcarata
Lineage: Eukaryota; Metazoa; Arthropoda; Insecta; Hymenoptera; Apidae
Product: golgin subfamily A member 7
Exons: 3
Coding region: 184-648 (154 amino acids)
Biological process (GO): protein targeting to membrane; peptidyl-L-cysteine S-palmitoylation
Cellular component (GO): palmitoyltransferase complex
Source: RefSeq, a predicted model, not a curated record